Molecule: messenger RNA, 1347 nt
Organism: Malurus melanocephalus (red-backed fairy wren)
Lineage: Eukaryota; Metazoa; Chordata; Aves; Passeriformes; Maluridae
Product: neurofilament heavy polypeptide-like
Exons: 1
Source: RefSeq, a predicted model, not a curated record
ACCCCUGUCCCUGCCACCCCAGCUCCUGCAGCUCCAGCUGCUCCUCCAGCAGCCAAAACACCCCCAAAGAGCCCUGCAAAAGGCACUCCAACCCCUGCAGCUCCAUCUGCCCCUACUGAGGACAAGGCACCCCCAAAAAGCCCUGCCAAAGCCCCCCCAGCUCCGGCUUCCCCCGGAGGAGCCAAAAAGGCUCCCAAGGGCAGCGCCAACUCUGCCCCAUCUGCUCCAGCGGCUCCUGCUGAGGCCAAAACACCCCCAAAAAGCCCUGACAAAGCCACCCCAGCUCCUGCUGAGGCCAAAGGACCCUCAAAAAGCCCUGACAAAGCCACCCCAGCUCCUGCUGAGGCCAAAACACCCUCAAAAAGCCCUGAUGAAGCCAAAACACCCUCAAAAAGCCCUGCUGAGGGCAAGGCACCCCCUAAGACCCCUGCCAAAGCCACCCCAGCUCCAGCAGCCUCUGCUGAGGCCAAAACACCCCCAAAAAGCCCUGCUGAGGCCAAAACACCCCCAAAGAGCCCUGCAAAAGCCACUGCAACCCCUGCAGCUCCGUCUGCCCCUCCUGAAUCAAAAACACCCCCAAAGAGCCCUGCAAAAGCUCCCCCAGCUCCAGCAGCUCCUGCUGAGGCCAAAGGACCCUCAAAAAGUGUCACUGAUGGCAAAGCACCCCCAAAGAGCCCUGUUAAGGCCACCCCAAGUCCUGCAGCUCCAGCAGCCUCUGCUGAGGCCAAAACACCUUCAGCUCCUGCCCAAGCACCUCCAAAGAGCCCCGUUUUGGCCAGUGCAGCUCCAGCAGCCAAAACACCCCCAAAGAGCCCUGCAAAAAGCACCCCAGCUCCUGCUGAGGCCAAAACACCCCCAAAGAGCCCUGCAAAAGGCACCCCAGCUCCUGCUGAAGCCAAAACACCCCCAAAGAGCCCUGCAAAAGCCACCCCAGCUCCUGCUGAAGCUAAAGCACCCUCAAAAAGCCCUCCUGAAGCCAAGGCCCCCCCAAAAAGCCCUGCUGAAGCCAAGGCACCCCCAAAAAGCCCUGCUGAAGCCAAGGCACCCCCAAAAAGCCCUGCCAAAGCCACCCCAAAUGCUGCAGCUCCAGCCACACCCACGGGUGUUUCCAGUGCCCCCCAAAAACCCCCAACCCCCCCAAAAACAGACACCAUCGCUCCCCCUGCUAAGAAACAGCAACCCCUCCCCAAUAAUAAAGCAGCCAAGCCGGCUGCUCGCCCUCCCCAGCCCAAAAUCCYUUCAAAAGCCCCGCUCGGCGCCGACGACGAGGAUCUGCCGCCUCUGCUCCCCCCCGAGCCGCCCGUGCUGCUGGAGCUGUGUCCCCCCAGCCCCGCGGGGAUCCCGCAG